AUGCAAAACCUUUCCCAAGCUCAAAUCAACAUGGAUGACACCCCCAUUGGCGUGCUUCCUUACCCUAGCACUCGAAGCGGUAGACAUAGUGCCUUGGCUGCUCCCGCUGUCGCCCCUGUCCCAGAGACAGAUUGCUUAUGGAAUUUGAGGUUUGCAUUUUCACCUGGUGAUACAUUCUGUGCUUCUGGGAAGAUAACACAAAAACGAGAACUCAGCCCUGCAGCGAGUUCUGACAUCGAAAUCAUCUCGUCAACCUUCCCUCGUGUGCCUGUGUCUGAUAAAAAACCAGUACGCAACAGCUCACCGUUGCGUAUUCCUUAUGCCUGCUCAAAGGCACGGAUAUCAGCAAGGGUCCUGCUAAGAAGAAUGCCAAGCCGGUCUAUUCUACCAUUCCCAUACCUGCGACCAAAAAACCAUUUGAUUGAAAUCGAUAAUGACCCGACCAAAGGCAACACAGCUAUUCUCCAAACUGCUGAUGCAAUGAAACAAGUCAAGAUUCUUGCAUUUAUCACUGCCCACGACACCUGGGCCAAAAACCAAGACCGUCUCAUCAAGAAUGAUGUUGAUGUCACCUCUUUCUUUCAAUCGGUUGUGGGGGCUCCAUGCAAGACCGCUGGGUUUGUCAUCAUGAUGGAGAACCCAGCACGCAGUGCUCAAGAGGCCAAUGACGUACAUUUAUUAGAACUCACGAAAAAUCAAGCCCAAUUGCGAGCACAGAACACCCUCAAUAAUGUUGGCACCACUGCCUCGGACCUUGCUCAUGCGACUCCGGUGGAUCCUCAAUCACGCUGGCUAACUGUGUUACAAGAGCAUCAUGGCUCAUUGAAAAACAACAAGGCUGAAGGAUGGCAAUUGGGUACGAAGGAUGUGACUAUCGAUGACCCACCUACGGAAUUGGAAGAAUUUUUCUGGAUUGAUGUCAAGCCGGUCAAGCGCCUUCCUCUCACGGCCACGCCUUCAGUGGUCAAAAGACUCAAAGUUGAAGAGGACUGUCGCCCCUCUGAGUUCGAGUUUGGCAGCUAUGUGGAAAUGCAAUCCUCCACGGUCCGCGUUGAUUUCAAAACUUUACGACACAUCAAAGUCCAUUCAACGUUGCAACAGUACUUGACCUGGUGCGAAAUUGAUUACCUCAAGAUUGAUGAUUAUGUGCAGAUCUUCUUCAAACAUUCAAUCACCAGCUUUCAUCGUUUUUUAUUCCCAUCCAUGCUGAGCGCCCAAACCAUUGCUAGUUGGGGUAUUCCAUACGGGGUGGUGAUGGAGUUAAUGACUUGA
Molecule: messenger RNA, 1272 nt
Organism: Melampsora larici-populina 98AG31
Lineage: Eukaryota; Fungi; Basidiomycota; Pucciniomycetes; Pucciniales; Melampsoraceae
Exons: 7
Coding region: 1-1272 (423 amino acids)
Source: RefSeq, a predicted model, not a curated record